This is a messenger RNA of Paramuricea clavata, 716 nucleotides long. The record is from the annotation of a GenBank genome assembly. Lineage: Eukaryota; Metazoa; Cnidaria; Anthozoa; Malacalcyonacea; Plexauridae.
AUGGCGAAGGCUUACCCGGAGUUAUGCGCGUCAACACACGGAUCGGCAAAGAAAACAAAGGAACAAAUGUUACAUGAUGCCUUUUUGGGAGCUAUUGACAAUUCAAUGAGUCAAAAGAUAAAGAGCGACAGUAAACAUCGAGAUUUAAAUUUAGCACAACUUUCUGAAGAACUAGAUCGCCUCGAGCUUGUUCUAAACGACAGGGGAAGCAGACAAAAUAUCGUUGAAAAAGAAGGGUAGCAGCCGCCCUAUCCAAAGAAAUCGAUGGAAGUCAGGAAACGGAGGACGAAACAAAACGUACGGUCGGGUUCGUUGGAAAGAGAAAUUUCCCGCCAAAACCUAGGAGUGGAAAAACCGGUAAAAAUCAAGGGUGUUUACACUGCCAGUCGCCUGAACAUUUUCGGAAAGACUGUCCAUUUAAAGAUCUUUUUCAAUGAUGCUGCAAAAGGGCCAAACAGCUCCAUCUUUUCAUGCUAAAUGCCUCGCCCUUCGCUGUCUUUAAACUCAAAGGCGACAGGGAACAAUCGUCAGCAAAAAUAAAUUCGUUCUCAGCCGCGAAGAAAUUUAUUACACUAACUGGUACGGUAGCUCAGUCUGGAAGCAGAGAGUUUACUUGUGAUUCUGGAGCAGCAGUAUCAGUUAUUCCAAUGGCGUUGGCAAAAGAACUUACAUUAAAUGAAAGUUCAACCAACUACACGUCACGUAGAGAUGGAUAA